Racocetra persica is the source of this 1266-nucleotide messenger RNA. The record is from the annotation of a GenBank genome assembly. NCBI's taxonomy places the organism in Eukaryota, Fungi, Glomeromycota, Glomeromycetes, Diversisporales, Gigasporaceae.
AUAAUUUUUGCACUAAAGAAUUACCAACCACAUGCGGAUCUAAGAUGUUAAAAAAUUUCAUAUCUCCUUUUAAUGCAACCGUUGUAGAUUUGCUUCAGGAUGCUGGUGCAAUAAUGAUUGGAAAAACGAAUAUGGAUGAGUUUGGAAUGGGUUCAGCAAAUAUGUAUAGUGCAUUUGGACCAGUUUAUAAUCCCAUUGAUCAAGAACGACGAGUUGCUGGUGGAAGUUCUGGUGGUAGUGCUGCUGCUGUUGCUUCUGGAAUGUGCUUCGCUUCUCUUGGAUCUGACACAGGUGGAUCUAUACGCCUGCCUGCUUCAUAUUGUGGCGUUAUUGGUUUCAAACCCUCAUACGGUCAAUGCUCACGGUGGGGACUAGUCGCAUAUGCUAGUUCAUUGGAUACUGUGGGUAUAAUAACGCGAAAUGUUCUUGAUACACAACUUAUAUAUGAUAUAAUAUCAAAAUAUGACGAGAAAGAUCCAUCUUCACUUCCACCAAAACUGCGCUCAAUAAAUGCCUCUUUGGCUUCUUUUAAUAAAACAAACUCUACUAAUUUGAGUGAAUUACGCGUUGGCAUACCACAAGAAUAUUAUGUGUCUGAAUUAAGUGAUCCGAUAAAAAGCUUAUGGAAACAAGGAAUAUCUCUUCUUCGUUCCCAUGGUGCAACAAUUGUGUCUGUAUCCUGUCCUAGCACCAAAUAUGCAUUGCCGGCUUAUUACAUUUUAGCUCCGGCAGAGGCUUCAUCCAAUUUGGCACGAUACGAUGGUGUUCGAUACGGUUAUCGAAGUGAUAUGGAUUCUAAUAAAAAUGAUGAACUAAUUUAUGCACAUACACGAAACGAAGGGUUCGGCGAAGAAGUUAAACGUCGGAUUUUGUUAGGAACUUAUACAUUAACUGCAGGAUGUUAUGAUAAUUAUUUUCUUUGUGCUCAGAAAAUUCGAAAAAUGGUUCAAUCUGAUUUUGAUUCCGUUUUUCGAAGACCAAAUCCUCUUCAUCUCAUAAAAAAUGAGUUGUCUCUUUACAAUCGCAAUGAUGAUGAAAUUCUAGAAAUAUCAGAUCAGUUGAGAAAAAAAAAUAAUGGCGUAGACGUGAUAAUGACACCAGUUGCAAUUUCAACAUCUCCAAAAGCUAAAGAUUCACAUUCAUCAUCUUUCUUAUCGAAUUCGUCAUCAUGCACUAGUACUGAUGAUACGAGAAACUUAGAUGGUGAUAAUAGUUUUGUGAAUGCUUAUGUAAAUGAUAUUUUUACUACACCUGCAAAUUUGGCCG